GUUUACAAAAUGGCUGACUUCAAAACUUGCUCCCUUGAUUAUUUCCCUGAGAACAUUCUCAUUGACAUUUUGUCGUAUUUAAGUGUCCGAGAGCUCGUCCGAAGUGGCAGGGUGUGUAAGAGAUGGAGGAGGCUGGUGAAAGACCAAAGACUGUGGCGUGCCGUGGAUCUGACAGAGUGGAAAGGGGUGAGCUCGCGCAUGCUGUGGGUGCUGCUGCGGCAGUACCUGGGCUGCGGGCUGCGCUGCCUGCGUCUGCGAGGCCUGCUGCUGUCCGCCCGCGCCGGGGCCUUCCUGUCUAAGUCCUGGCUGCAGGCGCUGGCGUCCCGGUGCCCCCGUCUGCGCAGACUGUCCCUGCUGCACGCAGACCUGCGGGGGCUGCAGAGCUGCCUGCUCCUGCCCCGCACGCUGCAGGUGCUGGAGCUGCGCGGCUGCGAGCUGCCGCCGGGCUUCUUCUCCCAGAAUUCCUGUUCCCUCGCUGCCGCCGACGGGCCGAAGGCGGGGGACGGCGUGGGCGGGGCGUCGGCGGGGGCCGGAAAGGGGCCCGCGCAAGGCCCCGCGGUCGCGAUCGCCAUCGAGACGCUGGUGGUGGAGAACGUGCCCUCCUUCACAGACCAGCACCUACAGAGUCUGGCCUCCUGGCGGCAGCUCAGCCGGCUGGAGCUCAGGGACGUGAUCCGCGUGACGGCGGCGGGACUGCGGGGCGGCGCCCCCCGGGGCGGGGCCGGCGGGGGCGGGGCUGGGCAGGACGGGCCAGGCGGCACGCUGUCUGGCCUGCGGGCCCUGGAGCUGGGCAACUCCGGCCGGCCGGGCUCCUACACGCAGAUGGCCUCGCUGGGGCUGGGCGAGGGCUGGGCGGGGCUGGAGGAGCUGACGCUGGGGGGCAGGGAGGUGGGGCCAGGCCUGCUGUGCGUCAGCCGGCUGCGCGAUCUGCAGCGACUGCGUCUGCGCAGCUGUCCGCUCAGCGAGGUGCAGGUGCUGCGCAGCUGCAGGGGUCUGCGCGGGCUGCGUAGGCUGGAGUUCUGUGAGGUCACCUUCCAGGGCCACCCGAGGAAGCAGGAGGAGGGGGAGGGCGAGGAGGGCGGGGAGGGCGGAGAGGAAGAGGAGGGCGGGGAGGAAGAGGGGAACCCCAUGCCAACUCUGCGCCGCUCCCUGGCCGCCCUGCUACCGCGAUGCACACUGGUGUUCACUCACUGCUCCGUCACAGUACCCACCGACUAGACACACA
Messenger RNA from Megalops cyprinoides (Indo-Pacific tarpon), 1225 nucleotides. RefSeq names its product F-box/LRR-repeat protein 12-like. Gene Ontology annotation, cellular component: SCF ubiquitin ligase complex. Lineage: Eukaryota; Metazoa; Chordata; Actinopteri; Elopiformes; Megalopidae. The record is from RefSeq and is a predicted model, not a curated record. Gene Ontology annotation, biological process: SCF-dependent proteasomal ubiquitin-dependent protein catabolic process. Bases 10 to 1218 code for a protein of 402 amino acids. The transcript has 3 exons. Gene Ontology annotation, molecular function: protein binding.